Aethina tumida (small hive beetle) is the source of this 589-nucleotide messenger RNA. RefSeq lists its product as uncharacterized. The record is from RefSeq and is a predicted model, not a curated record. Bases 1 to 534 code for a protein of 177 amino acids. Lineage: Eukaryota; Metazoa; Arthropoda; Insecta; Coleoptera; Nitidulidae. The transcript has a single exon.
AUGAACACACUAGUAAGUCACCAAGCUAAAAUAAAAAAAAGUCUAAUAAUUCUUCUACAGAUUUUCCUUAGCAGCUGCCUAGCUUUGGCCACCAGCCAAUUCGUGCCUUUCGACCCUUACACAACAACGGAGCCCACUCGACCAAUAUGGACAGGUCCGCUCGCCAACCACGUGAACGGCAUCCCUCCCCAGGACACACCUGAAGUGGCUGCCGCCAAAGCGCAUCUCGACAAAGCUUACAGUCAAGUUCUAGCCGUGCUUCCCGUUCUGCCACCGGAAGACAGAUAUAGGACGCAACCAAAUUUGGUACCGCAAAUUCCAGUGCAUCAACAUCACCACGUACAACCGCAAGUAGUGCAGCCACAGGCGCAGGUACUUCAGCCCCAGGCACAGGUGGUGCCUCAGUUCACCCAGUUUUCCGAGGAGAUUCCCAGGAGCCCCAUUGGGGAAGUGCCGGAAGUUGCUGCGGCUAGGGCCGCUCAUUUGAAGGCCUUCCAGGAGGCUCAAGCUGCACUUCCUCCAGUGAGGAAUUAGAUUAUUUUCUGUAGGUUUAUUUAUAAAUAUUUUAUUGUUUAGUAAUUGUUUUAUU